Messenger RNA from Tyto alba (common barn owl), 2304 nucleotides. It is a transcript of the gene LGALS2, whose product is annotated as galectin 2. Bases 1886 to 2248 code for a protein of 120 amino acids. The transcript is spliced from 4 exons. Gene Ontology annotation, molecular function: carbohydrate binding. Lineage: Eukaryota; Metazoa; Chordata; Aves; Strigiformes; Tytonidae. The record is from RefSeq and is a predicted model, not a curated record.
GUCCUCCUCAGUUAGGGAGCUGGCUGGCUUUCAGGCCGUAGGGAUCAGUUGGGUGAAGAUUGCAGCACUGUCUGAGCGGCAAACCAACACCUCUUGACUAAAGGGGAAACCAGUCCCAUCAAACCUAUCUGGGAAUUUCUGUGACUGGUAGGUGGAGGACCGAGCAACUCCAUCAGGAGGUGAUGGAAACCUCUUCUUGGUCCUGUCCUGAGCCCUGGCCUCUGCAAAUCCAGAGCUCAGCUUCUUGAAAUCCACCCCACAGACCUCUAAGGCAAGGGGCAUUCCGCACUAGGCUUCAUAAAAGGGGGAAACUGAGGCAUAAACGUGGCUUAAACGCAACUGCCAGGAGGAACCACAACCAGGGCCUGGAUGAGGUCAGAGAACACGGUUUAAAUCAGGUCACUGCUUGAUAUUUAUUGUGUGGAGUUUUCUUUUUUCUUUGCUCCUGCACUGAAAUCCUUCCCCAGAGGCUAUUCAAGGAAAUAAAUAGCCAGUGGAAAGGGACAAUAGCUUGCUGUGGAGUACAAAUUAUAUGAAGCAGUAGGAAAUAAUAGCAGAGUGAGCAGCUGCUACUCUGAGAAAGAAUGCAUGGUUGGUCUCUCCAGCUCCCUUUGCCUUGAGCAGACAUCGAUGCCCAGUCCAUGGCACAGGCUCCCUGGUGCCUUGAGUGCAAAAUGGGACAGGCGCCUUUUCCCCUCUGCAGUGUCCUCCUCCGGUGCUGCUGCUUUGCUGUCUAAUUAGCACCGAGCUGAAACCGCAGCCAUCUGUGGGGGGUGCUAAGGGGAUCUCUCUGCUCUUCUUGCAGAGCUUAGUUUGACGCGGGGGCAGCGGCACAUGCAUCCAUGCACCCAGUGUGGCCACUUCACCUUCCCCUCUUCCCUUCUGGACUGAGCGUCCAUGUGUGGUGAUGACCCGUGUCACUUCUGCAAGGGACUCGUGUCGUCUAGAGGGGACGUGUUGUCUGCCCUCUCCUCUGAGGGCCUUCGAGCCCUUCCUCAGAGCACUGCGGGGAAGGAUGGUGGGGACCUUCCCGGUGAGGAUUUUGGGGGCUGCCCCCUGCUACAAAAGGCCCUGAGAAACCUCUCACAGCUGGGGCAGUUGGGCUACCUUGGCUGGGAAGUGGGGAAGCCUGUGGUUUUCCUCAGGGCUUCACACCUAGCUGGCUUAUCUCCUGCCCGAGUAAGAAAACAAAAUAAAUACUGCUGCCAGCAAUGAUGCUGCCGAGGAUCUUGGCAGCCUGCUGGGGAGGGUGGCAUUCAGUCUGUUCUCAACAGCUGUGUGGGUGCCCUGUGGUAGAGGUGGCAGCUCUAGGCUAUGGUAUAUGAGGUGCUGCUGCCCGGAGCCACCUGAGGGUCCUGAGAUCCCAUGGGUGCUCCUGGUGGCCUGAGGUUUCCCCAGGACUAGCAGGAAGGUUGGGAAGGACUGUUAAGCCCAAAACCUACCUUAUGGAACCUCUGCAGAUGGAGAUGCCACAUUUCAUGGGGUGAAAGCACUCUGCAGAGGAACUGCCCUGCCACCCUUCUGGCUGAAAGCUGACAUGGUUGCACUGGUCUCUUCCCUCCUUAAAAGAUGAUUUUUUUUUUUGUUUGUUUGUUUGUUUUCUUCAUGUAAAAUUGCAGGCCUGCCUGCUCCCUGGUGGAAGAUCGCCUUGCCCUCGGGUUGGGCAUGGCCCCCACCCUUGUGCCAGUGACUGCUCGUCGGGUCUCUGCUGUCCCAAGGCACCCUCCAGGAACGCAGCAAAGCCUCCUCCGCUGCCAGCGGUGUGAACAUGGGUGUCCCACACCAGUACAGGCCAACUGACUGACCUCUGGCCAGGAGGAACAUCUGUAUAGGUCCCUGGACAGGCACUCCCAGACAGGAAACAUUUGAAAUCUUCAACCUAGAUAUGAAGACUGGGGACACCCUGAAGAUCAAGGGCAAGGUAUCACAUGAUGCUGACACCUUCAGCAUCAAUCUUGGCUACAGCUUCUCGGACCUGGCACUUCACUUCAAUCCCCGCUUCCAUGAGUCUGUCAUCGUCUGCAACUCCAGGUGCUCCGAUGCCUGGCAGGCAGAGCACCGUGAUAACCACCUCUGUUUCUCCAAGGGCUCCACUAUCAAGCUCAUCAUUGAAAUGCUGGCAGACAAAUUCCAAGUGAAGCUACAGGAUGGGCAUAAAGUGGAGUUCCCCAAUCGACACGGCUACAAGAAGAUCAGCUACAUGAGCGUCAAGGGAGGCUUUAGAGUCACCUCCUUCAAGCUGGACUGAUGAGUGUCACUUCCUAGCUGUAAUAAAAACCAAGCAGUGGGAGACUGCUUGCUCCA